AUGAUUGUGAUCCUCAUCAUUUUCACUCCAUCGAUCAUCAUGAUUCUCACCUCGACAGCCGCCGUUCUUUCCAUAAAUCUCGGGGUUUUUGGCGCUCUUCCCUAUAUGGGAAUCGAUUUGGAUCCAAUCUCGAUGACAACCACUCUAAUGGCCAUCGAAUCACAAGGGGAUCCCCACCUCAAAGCCUAUCUCAUUUUGCUGGAGAUGGAGAAAUAUCUUGAGAAAAUCACAGCCACCAUCGAAAGAUCAACACACGAUGCAUUCUAUUGGAUUGGAGUCAGAAUUGCACAUCGACCGAGGAUAUAUUUGGCGCUUUUCACAUUUUGGUCUUUUGUGAUGGCCGGUGGAGUUUGGCGUUUUAAAGAAGUCAACAAUGUGAGGGAGCAUUUCUCGGCGACAAACUCGCCAUCGAGAUACGAAUUUGCGGUGGCCAGAGAGUUCUUUCAGGAUAUGGGUAUGCCAUUUCAUGUGGUUGUCGCUCUUCAAGCCGCCGACAAGGGAAGCAUUUUGAGGCCAGGAUAUAUUGAGAAAGCGCUAGAGAUCGAGGAUUAUCUCCAAUAUAAACUCAAAAUCGAACACGACAAUCGCACGUGGUCGUACUCGGAUUUUUGUGGCACUCAAUGUGAUACAUCGGAUGCGGUAAACAUCUUUCUAACGAUGUACCGUGAUCAACAAGUGCACAAAACGAACAACGUGAAGUUGACCUAUCCAUCGAUGGACCUUUUCGGACAUCAUAUCUAUCUUGCGAACAAUAUUUUCCUCGUUGAUGUCAAUAAGAGAUCUCAAAUCGUCGAAGCGGCUCGUUUAAUCGCAAUCAAUUUCCAAUCGAUUUAUCCCAAUGAAACAAUGGAAGCAGUCAUGCACAAAUGGGAACACGCUGUCUUUGAUUUUACACAACGAACUUUGGGUGAUCCAUUGAUUCAUGCUUAUUGCACAUCUGAGGGUUUAGUGAGUGAAGAAGUGCGAAGAACAGGAAUUUUGGCGCUUCCCUUAAUGCCGAUCACUGUUCUCGUCGUUUUCGCGUUCACUUUGCUCACCACAUGGAAAAUGGAUCCCCUUCGUUCGAAACCAUGGGAAGCAAUUCUCGGUGUUCUUUGCCCGAUUCUCUCACUUUUCGCCUCUUUCGGCAAUCUUUUCUGGCUCGGUUACGAAUUCCUGCCGAUCGUCACCGUUGUGCCGUUUUUAAUUCUCGCAAUCGGUGUCGAUGAUGUGUUCAUCUUUUUGCACGCAUGGCAUCGCACAAGUGUCAAUAAACCGGCUGAGACUCGAUCGGCGGAAAUGUUGGCUGAUGCCGGUCCGUCAAUCACAAUCGCUUCAUUGACAAAUCUUCUUUCGUUCGGCACGGGAAUUCUCGCACCAACACCCGCUAUCACAGUCUUUUGUGUUUUCAUCUCUGUUGCUGUCGUUUAUGAUUGGGUUUAUCAGGUUUUCUUCUACACAGCCGUUUUGCAAUUGAGCGGAGAAAGAGAAGAAAAACGAGGAAAUGCCUUCAUUCCAUGUCUCACCGUCGCUCAACGAAAAAAAUCCGAAAUGAAUAAGAAAAUGGCUGAAGAAGAAGAAGAAGAGGGUUUUUGUCAUAAAAUGGGAAAUGUCAUUCUCGAUGUUUGGGUGGAUUUCUGUAUGUCAACAUGGAGUAAAUUCCUCGUUGGAGCGUCGCUCAUAGUUUACUGGGCUUUCAUGAUCAAUGGAGUCCUUCAAAUCCGGGUCGGUUUGACUAGCGAAAAGCUGUUUAUGGACGAUUCUCCACUUCUCACGCUCGUCAAAUUCCAAUCGGAAGUCAUUUUUAAGGAGGGUGGACAGGCAACUGUUUUUGUAAACAAUCCCGGCGAUCUUCGACAACCGGAAGCGAUUCCCGAGAUAAUGCGCCUUUUGACUCGAUUCGAGAAUGCGAAUCAUUCAGUUGGAGCGGUGAGCACGCACAUGUGGCUACUUGCAUACCUACCGUAUAUCGGAUUACAGAGCCACGGAUCGAUUGAUUUCCAAUAUAAAUAUUUGCCGGAUUUCUUUAAACUUCAAGAAUAUCGACGAUGGAGUCAUUUUGUGAGUCUUGGUGAUCCAAAGGAUUGUUAUGAAGAGAAAGCCGAAUGUUUACAUAAAUUCGUUUUCCUUACGGGUUUCCGAGACGCAGUCACAUGGGCUGAUCGCCUUUCGAUUCUAAGUGAAUGGCGUGUGAUGGCCCGCCAGUAUCCACAUCUGAAUCUCACCAUUUACGAGGAUUUCAGCACAUACUCGGAUCAGCUGCUCUCGAUCGUGCCCGUGACUCAAUCGACUGUUGGCGGUGCUCUCAUUUGCAUGAUUGUGAUCCUCAUCAUUUUCACUCCAUCGAUCAUCAUGAUUCUCACCUCGACAGCCGCCGUUCUUUCCAUAAAUCUCGGGGUUUUUGGCGCUCUUCCCUAUAUGGGAAUCGAUUUGGAUCCAAUCUCGAUGACAACCACUCUAAUGGCCAUCGGUUUCUCGGUCGACUAUGUCGCACAUAUCACUUUCCAUUAUUAUAAAGGGGAUUUUGAGACAAAAAGAGCUCGAAUCGAGCACGCGCUUACCUCAAUCGCUUGGCCGAUGAUUCAAGCGGGAGCAUCGACAAUGUUCGCUGUACUUGUGCUGGCUAAAGUUCAUGCAUACAUGGUGGCUGUGUUUGUCAAGGUUGUCGUUUUGGUGAUCAUUCUUGGAAUGAUCCAUGGUUUAAUCGUUCUUCCUGUUUUAUAUUCAGCUCUUCCAUUCAGCAAACACAAAAAGAGCAAAAGUCGAAUGAAUACGCCAAGAGGAUCAAUCGGAAACAUUCAUUCGAUUAAUAUUCGUCCACAAUCACAAAUUCCCGAUGCAGAAGCUGUGGCCGAAACGAUGAAAAAGGAGAAAAGAGAAGAAAAUGAUCGAAAAGAAAGAAGGGAGGGU
This is a messenger RNA of Mesorhabditis belari, 2889 nucleotides long. NCBI's taxonomy places the organism in Eukaryota, Metazoa, Nematoda, Chromadorea, Rhabditida, Rhabditidae. The record is from the annotation of a GenBank genome assembly.